Purpureocillium takamizusanense is the source of this 1383-nucleotide messenger RNA. It is a transcript of the gene VPS20, whose product is annotated as Vacuolar protein sorting-associated protein 20. Bases 65 to 685 code for a protein of 206 amino acids. NCBI's taxonomy places the organism in Eukaryota, Fungi, Ascomycota, Sordariomycetes, Hypocreales, Ophiocordycipitaceae. Gene Ontology annotation, biological process: vesicle budding from membrane; late endosome to vacuole transport via multivesicular body sorting pathway. Gene Ontology annotation, cellular component: multivesicular body; ESCRT III complex. The transcript is spliced from 3 exons. The record is from RefSeq and is a predicted model, not a curated record.
CCGACACACCGCACACCCGACCACCGGUGACUCUGCGGCGGGACCGGCGCCGGCGCACGACACCAUGGGCGGCAACUCGAGCAAAGUGACGGCCCAAGACAAGGCCAUUCUGGACCUCAAGAUCCAGCGGGACCGGCUACACCAGUAUCAGCGGCGCAUCACGGUGCUGACGGACAAGGAGACGGACGUGGCGCGGCAGAUGCUGGCGCGCGGCGAUAAGAAACGCGCCCUGCUGGCCCUGCGCCGCAAGAAGUACCAGGAGACGCUGCUGGCCAAGACGGACGCCCAGCUCGAGCAGCUUGAGAGGCUGACUUCGAGCGUCGAGUUCGCCCAGAUCCAAAAGGACGUCGUCUUUGGCCUGCAGCAGGGCACGAGGGUUCUGCAAGAGAUUCACGCCGAGAUGGGCGGCAUUGACAAGGUUGAGAAACUCAUGGGCGAGACGGCUGACGCCAUCGCCUACCAAAAGGAAGUCAGCGAGAUGCUUGGAGGCCGCAUCUCCAACCAGGACGAAGAGGACGUCGAGGACGAGCUUGCCGCGCUACAGGCCGAGGUCGCCGGCCAGGGCGUCGCCCAGCAGCUGCCGUCGGUUCCCCACGCGAACGUGCCCGAGCCGGAGUUGCGCGCCGACGGUGAGACCACUGCAGCGGCUAAACAGCCGGAGAGGCAGGCGAUGCUGGCGUCAUGACACAGGCCACGGGAUGAUUUACUGGCGCGCACGGAGCGACGUCAUUGCUGGAAUGGGAUAGUGGUGACGCAUGAUAGAGGCGGGCGGGCAACGGCGAUGACACACACACUACAGCGCGCACUCUCGAUACACACGGCGUUUAGUAUUUAUCCUUUGAAUCUUUUACUAUUCCUUUGACUAUUAUGAUCCGAUUACCCGCCAUCUUGGGUCCGAGGUAUCUAGCAUCAGCUGUCGCCGUACUUGGCAAUGAGCUUGCGCAUAAUGGACAUGGCGCCGCCACGGUAGCCGCCACCGAACAUGGCAAAGUGGUUUAGGUGAUGGUAUCUGCCCGACCAAAGUCCAUCAGUUUGCAAACGGAUACGUGUAUAUUAUGUGUGUGCGUGGGUGGGUAGGUGAUGAGUGGGUGGCCGUGCCAAGUUGGACGGGGUUUUGAUGCAAACUCACAGCUCGUACAGCGCGAGGCGGUCUUCCCACUCGUUCCUGGGCUCCGCCUUGGGCACGAGAUCGUUGUACUCGCUCCAGAAGGCGGCCCCGAAGCCGCCAAACAUGCGCAUGAUUCCAAGCUCGUACUCGGCGUGGCCGUAGACGGCCGAAGGGUCAAACACGACCUCCUCGACGCCACCGCCCGCCGAGGACCCCCCGAUGCGCCCACGGCCGUGGUUCCCGCUCCAGAGGUCGCCGUGCACGACGACGGGCAC